CGCCAGAAGCUGUUAGGCUGAGGCUGCUGUCCCGGCGGGAGCUGAGGCGCGGAGCGGCUCCUCUGCUGCGUUUGCCCUCGUUUUGUCUCACGACUCACACUCCGUGCUCAUCCCCCAAGAGUUCGCGUUCCCCGCGCGGCGGUCGAGAGGCGGCUGCCGCGGUCCCGCGCGGGCCCGGGGCGAUGGCGGCGCGGGGGUCGGGGCCCCGCGCGCUCCGCCUGCUGCUCUUGGUCCAGCUGGUCGCGGGGCGCUGCGGUCUAGCGGGCGCGGCGGGCGGCGCGCAGAGAGGAUUAUCUGAACCUUCUUCUAUUGCAAAACAUGAAGAUAGUUUGCUUAAGGAUUUAUUUCAAGACUACGAAAGAUGGGUUCGUCCUGUGGAACACCUGAAUGACAAAAUAAAAAUAAAAUUUGGACUUGCAAUAUCUCAAUUGGUGGAUGUGGAUGAGAAGAAUCAGUUAAUGACAACAAACAUCUGGUUGAAACAGGAAUGGAUAGAUGUAAAAUUAAGAUGGAACCCUGAUGACUAUGGUGGAAUAAAAGUUAUACGUGUUCCUUCAGACUCUGUCUGGACACCAGACAUCGUUUUGUUUGAUAAUGCAGAUGGACGUUUUGAAGGGACCAGUACAAAAACAGUCAUCAGGUACAAUGGCACUGUCACCUGGACUCCACCGGCAAACUACAAAAGUUCCUGUACCAUAGAUGUCACAUUUUUCCCAUUUGACCUACAGAACUGUUCGAUGAAAUUUGGUUCUUGGACUUACGAUGGAUCACAGGUUGAUAUAAUUCUAGAGGACCAAGAUGUAGACAAGAGAGAUUUUUUUGAUAAUGGAGAAUGGGAAAUUGUGAGUGCAACGGGGAGCAAAGGAAAUAGAACCGACAGCUGUUGCUGGUAUCCGUAUGUCACUUACUCAUUUGUAAUCAAGCGCCUGCCUCUCUUUUAUACCUUGUUCCUUAUAAUACCCUGUAUUGGGCUCUCAUUUUUAACUGUACUUGUCUUCUAUCUUCCUUCAAAUGAAGGUGAAAAGAUUUGUCUCUGCACUUCAGUACUUGUGUCUUUGACUGUCUUCCUUCUGGUUAUUGAAGAGAUCAUACCCUCAUCUUCAAAAGUCAUACCUCUGAUUGGAGAGUAUCUGGUAUUUACCAUGAUUUUUGUGACACUGUCAAUUAUGGUAACUGUCUUCGCUAUCAACAUUCAUCAUCGUUCUUCCUCAACACAUAAUGUCAUGGCACCUUGGGUCCGCAAGAUAUUUCUUCACAAGCUUCCCAAACUGCUUUGCAUGAGAAGUCAUGUAGAUAGGUACUUCACUCAGAAAGAGGAAACUGAGAGUGGUAGUGGACCAAAAUACUCUAGAAACACAUUGGAAGCUGCGCUCAAUUCUAUUCGCUACAUUACAAGACACAUCGUGAAGGAAAAUGAUGUCCGUGAGGUUGUUGAAGAUUGGAAAUUCAUAGCCCAGGUUCUUGAUCGGAUGUUUCUGUGGACUUUUCUUUUCAUUUCAAUUGUUGGAUCUCUUGGGCUUUUUGUUCCUGUUAUUUAUAAAUGGGCAAAUAUAUUAAUACCAGUUCAUAUUGGAAAUGCAAAUAAGUGAAGCCUCCCAAGGGACUGAAGUAUACAUUUAGUUAACACACAUAUAGCUGAUGGCACCUAUAAAAUUAUGAAAAUGUAAGUUAUGUGUUAAAUUUAGUGCAAGCUUUAACAGACUAACAGUUGCUAACCUCAAUUUAUGUUAACAGAUGAUCCAUUUGAACAGUUGGCUGUAUGACUGAAGUAAUAACUGAUGAGAUACAUUUGAUCUUCUAAAAAUAGCAAAAUAUUAUCUGAACUGGACUAGUGAAAAAUCUAGUAUUUGUAUCCUGGCAAAUAAUACUAAUUUAUAAUCCACAGUAAAGUUCAUCCUUUGACUGUGCUGGAGAAUUCCAGUUGUAUUUGAAGACUGAUAGACUGAUUUUAAAACUUUUCUGCAUUUGGUAAAGGUAUGUAAACUUUCCUGUACUCACUGAGUAACAGCUAAUCUUUAAUAUAAUAUUAUACUGCUAUAUUUAAAAAGCUGACUACUUGAUAUAAUUACUUAAUGUGAUGCUUGAUAUAAUAAUUACUUAAUGUGGCCAGGCACAGUGGCUCACACCUGUAAUCCCAGCACUUUGGGAGGCCGAGGCGGGCGUAUCACCUGAGGUUGGGAGUUCAAGACCAGCCUGACCAACAUGGAGAAACCCCAUCUCUACUAAAAAUACAAAAUUAGCCAGGGUGGUGGUGCACACCUGUAAUCCCAGCUACAUGCGAGGCUGAGGCAGGAGAAUCACUUGAACCCAGGUGGCGGAGGUUGCGGUGAGCUGAGAUCAUGCCAUUGCACUCCAGCCUGGGCAACAAGAGCAAAACUCCGUCUCAAAUAAUAAUAACAACAACAACUUAAUGUGAUGCUGCUUUUCCAUAACCAACAUUUUAAAAAUAAAUGAAAAACAGGAAUUGGGAACUCCUUUAAGGCUUAUUCUUUAGAUGCUUAAACUUAAUAAUUAUUGUGUUAACUACUUCUGUAGCUUACCUUCCAGUGUAAAGUCAUACAGUAGACAACUCCUGUGGACAUGCAGUAGCAUAUCCUUAACAUUAAUUUCAAUCCUCUUGUCCACAUUUCCCACAAUUAAUAGAACCAUCUUCUAUAUAAAUUGUGGUAGUAUCUCUUUAUCCUUGAUCUUAGAAUAGUCAGUCCACUACAAUUACAUGAACCCCAUUUAAGAAACAUACUUAGGGCCAGGGGCAGUGGCUCACAUCUGUAAUCCAAGCACUUUGGGAGGCUGAGGCGGGUGGAUCACCAGAGGUUAGGAGUUCGAGACUAGCCUGACCAACAUGGUGAAGCCCAGUCUCUACUAAGAAUACAAAAAAUUAGUCGGGCGUGGUAGCAGGCGUCUGUAGUCCCAGCUACUCAAGAGGCUGAGGCAGGAGAAUCGCUUGAACCUGGGAGGUGGAGGUUGCAGUGAGCCGAGAGACUGUGCCAUUGCACUCCAGCCUGGCAACAAGAGCAAAACUCUGUCUCAAACAUAUUUUGGUCUAAAUCAUUCUGUGAGAAAACAAUCUUCUAAUAUGAAAAAUAGUGUUCUAAUUUGGCAUAUGCACACUGUUAUAUACCUGUAAUAUUUCAGUUUUCUCUCUUCAUUCUAACAAUUACAAUAAUAGAAUCUUAGAGUUGCAAGGGCCUUUAGAUGUAAUCAAUCUUAGCCUAUUAUUAGUACAGCAUAAAUGAUUUAGUACAGUAUAAUGUAUCACAGUUAAAACAGUUAAAUUCCAUCUCUAAAUGUCACCACUUCAGGUGUGACCAGGUAGCAAACACUGACAGAAACCCUCUGUUCAAUUUAGAACUCUUAGCUGUUGAGAUCACAAACACCUCAUUUAUUUAUAAUAAGUAACCUAAGUUCAAGCCAAUGUUCUUUGGAAGGCAGAGACCCUAUCUAAUUUGCAUUUAAUUGUAGGCAGGUGUUUAAUGCCAUUUAAUGAGUGAAAGCCUGGUGUGAUGAAU
Pongo pygmaeus (Bornean orangutan) is the source of this 3509-nucleotide messenger RNA. RefSeq names its product cholinergic receptor nicotinic alpha 5 subunit (gene CHRNA5). Gene Ontology annotation, molecular function: acetylcholine-gated monoatomic cation-selective channel activity; transmembrane signaling receptor activity. The transcript is spliced from 6 exons. Gene Ontology annotation, biological process: monoatomic ion transmembrane transport. NCBI's taxonomy places the organism in Eukaryota, Metazoa, Chordata, Mammalia, Primates, Hominidae. The record is from RefSeq and is a predicted model, not a curated record. Gene Ontology annotation, cellular component: postsynaptic membrane. The coding region runs from base 183 to 1589 and encodes 468 amino acids.